ACAUCAGUUGUUAGCCGUUUCGAGAACAAUAUCUGUUGGGCCAUCUCUAAUAUUAAAAGAUCCAAGAUCAAGAAGCCAUCCAGCCCAUGAACUAUGGGUUAAUUUUCUGUAGGUGGUGGAUCGUUGGUCGCAUAAACCCGAGGUCACCCUCUCUUCCGAUUUCCGAGAGCAUAUACGGUAGGGUUUUGACCACUGGUAAACCCCUGUUAGAGGUGCUUCUCGCUCUUUCCCUAUUUGGUCGUCCCUCACCGGUGCUUCGCGAGUCUAUCUCUCUCUCUCUCUCUUUCUCUCUCUCUCUUUCUCUCUCUCUCUCACACACACACACUCCCCCUCUCUCUCUGUGUGUAGGGUUUUCACCAUGAGUCGAUCGGGCCAACCCCCGGAUCUGAAGAAGUACAUGGACAAAAAACUCCAGAUCAAGUUGAAUGCCAACCGCAUGGUGGUUGGAACACUUCGGGGUUUUGAUCAGUUCAUGAACCUGGUGGUUGAUGACACAGUGGAAGUGAAUGGCAAUGAUAAGAUUAAGAUAGGGAUGGUUGUUGUCAGAGGAAAUAGUGUAGUCACUGUUGAAGCACUCGAACCAGUUGCCAGAGCACAGUGAUUGUAUAUUUCUCAGGCAGUGGUUUUAUUUUAUCAUGCAAUCCGAUGUUAUUGUGGAGGUUAAGUGAUACUAGCAUGUAACUUUUUAAUACUUUACUAAGCAAAUGGAAUGGCCUGUGGCAUAUUAUGUAGUUUUUGGUGUAAAAUUCUUGGGUUACUUGGUUUGUUGUGUUGUGAGUUAUGACUCCUGAUAUGAUUAGCUGUGACGACGUCUAUCUUGGAAAGCAUUUCUUCCGUCUAAAACUAUAUAUUUCCAGUAUUGAGGUCUUUGAUGUCA
This is a messenger RNA of Coffea arabica (coffee), 877 nucleotides long. Its product is annotated as probable small nuclear ribonucleoprotein G. The record is from RefSeq and is a predicted model, not a curated record. NCBI's taxonomy places the organism in Eukaryota, Viridiplantae, Streptophyta, Magnoliopsida, Gentianales, Rubiaceae. Gene Ontology annotation, molecular function: RNA binding. Gene Ontology annotation, cellular component: U2 snRNP; U12-type spliceosomal complex; spliceosomal tri-snRNP complex. Gene Ontology annotation, biological process: spliceosomal snRNP assembly; mRNA splicing, via spliceosome.